AUGUCAAAUAAUACCACAACAACUUAUUCAUCAAGCACUCGCAUUGCUUUAGCAUUUUUAAUGAGUUUAUUAGCUUUUGCUAUAAUGGUAGGAAAUGCGAUGGUCAUUAUAGCUUUUCUGGUGGACAAAAGCCUUAGACAUCGGAGUAAUUAUUUUUUUCUGAACUUGGCCAUUUCUGACUUCUUCGUAGGUAUGAUCUCCAUUCCUCUAUACAUUCCUCACACAUUGUUCAACUGGGACUUUGGAGAUAAAAUCUGUACGUUUUGGCUCCUAACUGAUUAUCUUUUAUGUACUACAUCUGUGUACAAUAUUGUGCUCAUCAGCUAUGAUCGAUACCAGUCAGUCUCAAAUGCUGUGUCUUAUAGAACCCGGAACACUGGGAUCUUGAGGAUUGUGGCUAUGAUGGUGGGAGUCUGGAUGCUGGCCUUCUUAGUGUAUGGACCAGUAAUCCUCGUUUCAGAUUCUUGGAAGAAUGGAAAGAAGGAUUGCAAGCCUGGAUUCCUUUCAGUGUGGUAUAUCCUGGUGAUCAUGUCGUUCUUGGAAUUCCUGGUCCCAGUUUUCUCAGUGGCUUAUUUCAACAUGUACAUUUAUCGCAGCCUAUGGAAGCGUGGUAGUCUCAGCAGGGAACAGAGAUCUCCCAGACUCACUUCUGUCUCUUCCAGUAACUGUGGAAACUCAUUGAAUUUGUCAAAAGUGGCAAUCCCGGAACCGAGGGAUGCAGAAAAGUCCCGCCAUUCUGAGAGACAAGGCAGACAGAACAGCUUCUUGUCUUCUUUGAGCAGCCAGAUGAACAGGAGUGCGGUUGCUUCCAAAAUGAAUACCCUCCGCCACUCGGAUUCUGUAGCUCUUCAUCAGCGGGAACAUCUCGAGCUGCUUAAAGCCAGGAAAUUAGCCAGGUCUCUAGCCAUUCUCUUGGGUGUUUUUACCCUUUGCUGGGCUCCCUAUUCUCUAGUCACAAUUAUUUGUUCAGUUAGCCGUCCGGAUCAUCAGUGUCCUCAAUCCAUCGGAUAUGAUAUCACAUUUUGGCUUCAGUGGCUCAAUUCCUUUGUCAAUCCUUUCUUGUACCCGUUGUGUCACAAGCACUUUCAGAGGGCUUUCUUGAAAAUUUUUUGCAUGAAAAAGCCACCUGUACCAUCGCAUAGUCUGUCAUUGUCUUCGUAA
Molecule: messenger RNA, 1161 nt
Organism: Condylura cristata (star-nosed mole)
Lineage: Eukaryota; Metazoa; Chordata; Mammalia; Eulipotyphla; Talpidae
Gene: HRH4
Product: histamine receptor H4
Exons: 3
Coding region: 1-1161 (386 amino acids)
Biological process (GO): regulation of MAPK cascade; inflammatory response; adenylate cyclase-activating adrenergic receptor signaling pathway
Cellular component (GO): membrane
Molecular function (GO): histamine receptor activity
Source: RefSeq, a predicted model, not a curated record